AUGGUAGGUUAUUUUUUAUCUUCAGUCUUACCAAAAAAAAAACUGGAAUUAGCUGCCAAAGGACUGGCUCUUGCCUGUGGUCUGGUUUUGAACAGUAUCACCCCUAGAUUAAAAUUGGUUAUGUCUAACAACACCUACAAAUUUCUAAGAUAG
Molecule: messenger RNA, 153 nt
Organism: Acaulospora morrowiae
Lineage: Eukaryota; Fungi; Glomeromycota; Glomeromycetes; Diversisporales; Acaulosporaceae
Source: the annotation of a GenBank genome assembly